Molecule: messenger RNA, 2184 nt
Organism: Microplitis mediator
Lineage: Eukaryota; Metazoa; Arthropoda; Insecta; Hymenoptera; Braconidae
Exons: 5
Coding region: 1-2184 (727 amino acids)
Source: RefSeq, a predicted model, not a curated record
AUGUGCAGUGGAAACCGAAUAUUUGAUAAAUUCAAAUCGGAGUAUUCAUCAAUUUCGUGGGAUCAAAUGGACUUGAUCGAUGUAAUUUAUCGAAAUUCACGAGACAUUGAUCACCCAAACGUUAACAUAAUUGACAGCAAUUAUAAAGCAAAGGAUAUACAGAUAUUCAAUCCUGCUUACCCCACGUAUAUCCUGUCUGCCCAAUCUACUGAUGAACUUGGUGCUCUUUUGGACGCAUUGAAGUUAUCACCAACGUGGAGUGUUACUUCAGUUUUCUUUAUUAUUGGAAUCACUGAAAAAUCUUGUGGAGGCGCAUCAAAAACGCUGCAAGUACUCUGGAAACUCGACUUGGUUUCGUCUUAUUUUGUUUGCUAUGAGUCUGAUAAAGAUGAAAUUAUGAUGCUGUACACUUAUAACCCAUUCACGAACCAAGCUCCUGAACCAUGGGUAGAAGUGGAAACUUUUGACAAACCUGACAGCCGAUGGACCCUCUACAAACAACCUUACUCAAAUGACAAAAAUAUAUGUCGCAAUCUGACUUUUGAUAAGACUCAAUUUCUUAAUGGCUACACCGUAAAAGCUGUGACAGUUCCGCGCCUAAAAUCAAACGUCACCCAAACCAAAACGCAUAAUAUCAGUGAGUUAAAGAAUGGUUUAUUAUUAAAUUUUAGCUAUGCUGUUUUUCAAAAUAUUUUUUUGCAUUUAAAUGUUACACCGGAUAUUAGCAUUGUAAGCAAAAUGAAUUCGAAAAAUGUAACAUUAAUAGAUUUAGAAAAGCUCGUAAUGAAUUCGACACAUGAUUUAAUUCUAAAUAUAGUACCACUAAGAUACCAAAGUUCACAGCUCGAUAUUAUGAAUUUUCACUAUCAGACUGGCUUCAUGAUUAUGACACAACGUAACAAACUUAAAUUAUCGGGUGAAAUCUUUCAUAAUUCGUUAAAUUUUAACUUAAUUGCUUUGUCAGUACUCAUUUUAUUUAUAACAUUUGUGAUAAUAAUUUGCAAUAACGGUAACGAUUAUGGUAAUGGAUUCUUGGAUAUUGUUCGACUAUCAUUAAGUGCUGGAAUAGCAGCUCCAUUACAUAAAUUAUCGAUGCGUAUGAUUUUUCUGACGACAACGCUACUUGUAUUUAUUAUAACUCCCGCUUUUCAAGGGCACAUAACAUCAAUGUCUGCUAAACCAGAAUACCGCUACACCCAAAAUCUUAAAGACUUACAUGAUUUUAAAUUCCGGGUGUACUAUCACCCGGUAAUUAAAAAUUUUAUUGUUGAUCAGCAAUUAUGGCAAGGUUCUGAUAAACAUUAUUUACAUGAGCAUAACCAAUUUCCUUACACUUGUCACGAACAAGUUUUGAAUGACAGUUCUAACGCAUGUAUUGGUUCCGUAGGUAUUCUCUUACCUGCGGCUAAAAAGUAUAACUUGUAUUUAGCACAGGAAAUGAUGUAUAAUGUUUAUGGUUCUUAUUUGAUGCGGAAGAAUUGGGUGUUAAAAAAUAGAAUUGAUCAAUCAGCACUCAAAUUAUCGGAGCACGGCUUUCUCGAUUAUUGUUAUCAAUUACAUUUCAAAAAAAUUUAUAAAAUUGUUGGCGAAAGAGGAAGUGAGAGGACGAGGAAAGCCGGACAACGGAACUUGGAAAACUCAAAAGAACAUCGACAAAUUGGUCACAGCCCGGAGCAGGACAUCACUAAAAGUUCAAGGACUGCUGAAAAAGUAAAGGACUUGAUCGACAUAAUUUAUCGAAAUUCACGAGUUGUCGAUCACCCGAAUGUUACCAUAAUUGACAGCAAUUAUAAAGCAAAGGAUAUACAAAUAUUCAAUCCUGCUUACCCCACGUAUAUCCUGUCUGCGCAAUCUACUGAUGAACUUGAAGCUCUUUUGGACGCAUUGAAGUUAUCACCAACGUGGAGUGUUACUUCAGUUUUCUUUAUUAUUGGAAUCACUGAAAAUUCUUGUGGAGGGGCAUCAAAAACGCUGCAAGUACUCUGGAAACUCGACUUGGUUUCGUCUUAUUUUGUUUGCUAUGAGUCUGAUAAAGAUGAAAUUAUGAUGUUGUACACUUACAACCCAUUCACGAACCAAGCUCCUGAACCAUGGGUAGAAGUAAAAACUUUUGACAAACCUGACAGCCGAUGGAGUCUCUACAAACAACCUUACUCAAAUGGUAUUUUUGAAGCCAAUUAUUGA